AGGUCAAAGAGUAGGAGGGUUGACGAUGACGACGACGAUGAUGAAUCCUUAUAUUCUGCGAAGAGAGUUGAUGUAAAGAAAGGGAAGCUCACCCUUAAAGGAAGUAUGGAGGAGCGGCUAGACCAAUUGGACAAGAGGGAAACCGAGUUGUUGGACACUAUCAAUAAACAGACAGACACCAUCAAGCGUCUCAAAGUCUAUCGCAAACGCUGUGAAGAAAAGGAUAAAGAUAUAAAGGUUCUAGAAGAAGAACUAGGAGGCAGCGGUGUAAUAUCCGCCCGGCGAUCGCCCACUCCCAGAACCAGUCGCCCCCCUUCUGGACGACGAGCGUCUAUGGAAAGCACAAUGUCUGAUGACCGUCGAAGCGGAAAAAAGAGCAUCGAUUCAGCACAGGAUAGUGCUGCACGCAAAAUACAACAAGGAUGGAAGAAGAAACAGUCUGACAGAGAAGAGCAAGAGAAGGCAGAUUACGAAAGGAGACUGAAGGCGGCUGAGCGUCUACAGGAAAAACAUGCUGUGCGAACAAUAGAGAAAAAUUGGACGAAUUACAAAACUACAAAGAAAAGACAAGACCAAGAACAGGCAGUAUGUUACAGUUUCUUGCAACUUUGAAUAUAAGAACAUGAUAUUAAAACUAUGAGUAAGGGAACUUUGUGAAACCAUU
This is a messenger RNA of Mizuhopecten yessoensis (Yesso scallop), 664 nucleotides long. RefSeq lists its product as uncharacterized. The annotation marks the transcript as partial. The transcript has 6 exons. The record is from RefSeq and is a predicted model, not a curated record. NCBI's taxonomy places the organism in Eukaryota, Metazoa, Mollusca, Bivalvia, Pectinida, Pectinidae.